Molecule: messenger RNA, 929 nt
Organism: Aspergillus welwitschiae
Lineage: Eukaryota; Fungi; Ascomycota; Eurotiomycetes; Eurotiales; Aspergillaceae
Exons: 1
Coding region: 93-692 (199 amino acids)
Source: RefSeq, a predicted model, not a curated record
AUUGCACUCGCAAUUGCGUCCUUAAAGGCCUGCUUGAGUCUGCCGACUUUUUCCAUAUAAUAUUUACCAUCACACAUUACCCGAAAGGUUGAAUGGGACAACCCUUCAUCAACAAAAUGACCACACCACUUUCGACGGAUGAUCUUCAGUCACGCAGAGAAGCCGACUACGAGCGGUUCAAAACCGCCGCCGCAUACACCUUUCUCAUUGCAUCGCCUGUUCUCAUUGCUCUACCACCUAGAAAGCUCGAUAACCUGACGGUCCUUCUCACCAGCGCUUUCUGUGUUUCGGCAAACCACCUCACCCGCGAACACACCGGGCGUAGUAUCGUGGAUCGGAUCGAGGCCCGCAUCUCAAGGAACCCUAUUGCAGCAUUGUCGGAUCUACCAAGCCAACGGGCACAGGAGAUACAGGCCAAGUUAAAGGCAGCGAGGGAUGCACAGAUCCGGGAUGGAUCAGCAGUUGGCGAGGAACUGGAGAGGCUGAAGGCUAGGCAAGCACAGGAGAAGCCGGCUUUAGAGAAAAUCUGGAUGGGCGGCGAGACGGAGGGGUGGAAGGAAAGAAGAAUAAGGGAGGAACAGAAGGCCUUGGAGGAGGGGAAAGGAUAUGGUGACCUGAUCAAGGAGCAUAUAUGGGAUGUAUGGAAUUGGGGCCAGAAGGAAGAAGGGAAGGAGCCGAAAGAGGGAAAGUAGUUGAGAUUUGGAAAGUGAAAACCGUUUUGCAGGGCCUGUCAACGGCCUUUUCCUUUAGCGGGCUUGCAUGAUAUAGGCGGCGUUGAUGAUAUGGGCUGGGUUCACAUGGUUUCUCGUUUUAUGUAGUUAUAGUUGUCCGUCCUACCUUAUGUAUAAAAGCUUUGUACAUUAGUAUAUCAUCGAUCUGAUUACCUCGUGUCAUUCCUACCAGGUGAAAAGUUAUGUCAUAUAAUGCUG